Molecule: messenger RNA, 547 nt
Organism: Paramecium sonneborni
Lineage: Eukaryota; Ciliophora; Oligohymenophorea; Peniculida; Parameciidae
Source: the annotation of a GenBank genome assembly
CUUCAAAAUAUUAUAUAAAAUAUAAUCGUUAAUGAAUCGUAGAUUUAAGACUGAAAUAUAAGACAAGCACCUCAACUAUGAGUAAGAAUAUGAUAGUAUUUUGAUCGUGAAAGAAGAAGAAAAUAAAAACUAGACUCCAUAAUCCUUAUUUAGCCUUUAAUUUUACCAAAAACAAUUUAUAUCACCCCAAAAACAACCUUCGAAAACAAUUAAUAGAUUCAAAAACAAUAAAAAAACUGCUCUCUCGUCAUUAAAAUAGGCAUAAGCUAUUUAUAGCCCUUCUUUACAUGAAAAACAAUUAAGAAUUCAUGCUCCUCCAUCUAAUUUUCGAAUAAAGCUAACGAAUUUUAAAUAAAACUUGAAUGCGAUCUCAAAAUAAAGUCUCCACACUCCUAGCACUAGAAUAUACGAUAGUUAACAUUAAUCAGGAUAUUAAACACCUUUGGAUAUUAAAAUGUCAAUAUCAAAAAUUUAACAAUUGCUGAGUUCUUCUAAACUGAAGAGUGGCAAAUUAGAUUUUACAAAAUUCAAAAAAUCAAUAUAUUGA